GAGGAAGAGAGGAAGACUCUCUCUUGCACACCUGCUCGCACCUUGGAGAGUGUGUCACACACACACACACACACACAGAGAGAGAGAGAGAGAGAGAGAGAGAGAGAGAGAGAGAGAGAGAGAGAGAGAGAGAGAGAGAGAGAGAGAGAGUUUUGUGAUGUGCCGAUUAUUCGAUAGGUGCAUGAUGAUAAUUGUUAUGAUCUGGACGCUGAUGGUGAGGAUUUUCCGGUGAUGGCGGUGUGACAGCGAGCACGGGCCAGGGAACACGUCGUCUGGACAGAUAGUGAGAACGGCUGAAGGAGGAGGGGCUUUUGGGUGAAGGAGGAGGCGGAGGGGAAGGCGGCGGCGGGUGCAAGGAGGGAGGACGGGGGUUGGGGUGAAAGAAGGUCUUCGACGGCUAGACGCGCGCUGCCAAUGCUGCACGCGCACGGGGAAGUUAAAUGUGGGAGGCGAGUGAUAGGAGGAGGAGGAGGAGGUGGUCUGGGAGCGGUAGGAGGAGGAGAAAGUGAAGUAACGACGGGGGAGCAGCGGAGGAGGUGGAGGGGGAGGGGAAGGGGGAGGGGGAGGAGGAGGACGAGACGCAGCUGCUGCUGCCGCAGCUCGUUCAUCUUGCCCAAGGGUGAUGCCCGCCGCCGAUGGCGUUGCGUUCAGCGGUCCCGUGUAUGCUCUUGGUAUUGCAGUAGUUGUACUAGUCGUCGUACUGGCUUUGAUUGGCAUUGCGUGCGCGGCGUUCGUGGUUCGCUUCCGGCUGAGGGUUAAGAAGCAGAACCUACUUUGUCUCCAGUGUUUUAAUGCGCUGUGGAUUGUGCGGGUGGUGCUAAUCGCCUUCGCGCUACUCUGUGCGGUCCUACAGCUUCUGCGCACACCCAUCGUGCAUGCAUGGCUGAUGAUGGACUUGUUCCGAGUGAGCGACACGUGGCAAGCGCACGUUUGCCGCAUGUACCUGGUCAUAGGUUCCGGAUUCGCGGAACCGUGCUUCUUCUUGUCAGCGCUAUUUUUAGUCCGCGGCUCCUUGAGGGAGUCGUCCUUAUCGACCAUCCCUUGUAAUCGACUAAGCAAGAGGCUGGUUCUGCUGACGGUAGUCUGUGCGCUGCCUAUCCUUGGCGCGCAAUUAGUUGUAGUCUUCUCAGACGUGAAGCUAGACGAAGGAGGAGGAGGAGGGGAGGUUGGCGCCAGCGAUGGUGGUUACGGCAAUUACGAGGCGGGAACGAAGAGCAGCGCCAGAAGUUGGCGGGAAAACAGUCUUGGGCGGUCUAGUGGUGGUCUUCCAUCGAAUUUGCCCGCGUACUUCGUUCGUUCCUCGGCAGUUUUCCCGCCAAUUCAAGGGGAAAAUGGCGUCAACUACAACGGUUCCGCGGGCGAUGGCGGGAAAAGUGGCGGCGGGAAUGUGCUCGUCGACACGCAAAGCCAUUUGGGGGAAAGAGGAGGAGGUGGGGUCCGGAACAAUGGGUGGGUGGGAAGUGCUGCCGUGAGCAGCCAAGGACAGGAUACUAGACGUAGUGGUAGCAAUAACAGUACCAGUCGUCUUACCAUCCUCAGCGGCAGGAAUGAUACCAGCAGCAGCAGCAGCAGUAGCAGUAGUAGUAGUAGUAGUAUUAGGAGUAGUUGGACAAGUGCGAGCAGCAUUGGCUCCUCUAGCGGUAGAAGUGAUAGUAGUAGUGGAGGGGGGGAGGAGAGUAGGGGAGAGAGAGAGAAAGAGAGGACGACGAGAGUGUGCACUCAGCCGCUUCUUAGCACUCUGGCGCUAGCGGUUUUCGCCCUUGUUUAUCUGAUUUGUUUCUUCCGUAUUUGCUGGUUGAUGUCCGCGCGGAUAAUCAACAAGAAUCUGCAGUGGCGGCUGUACCUUCUUCAGGGUGUCUUGUCGAUCGCUUGGCCUUUGAGAUUGGUCGUCUUGGGAGUAGGGUCGCCGGAAAUGCCAGGGUCGUUUGAACAUGAGAGCGAAAUGUUCCUAACAGUAGUGCUGCUAGGUGUAUGCCUGGUAAUGGGGGAGGUGAUUCUCGUGCUCUGGCCGACAUGGGAUGCGUAUAUCGUGAGCAAUAUGCUACAGAGAGGAUCAGGCAAGUGGAGAGGAGGAGGAGGAGGAGGAGGAGGGAAAAGAAACGGGAAGGGGAGAAGAUAUGGAAGGGGAGAUGACUCCGCAGGUGUGUUUUUCUACGGAGAGCCGGGGGAGGAGGGGGAGGAGGAGGAGGAGGAGGAGGAAGAGGAAUUGGAAGGAGGAGGAGGAGGAGGAGGAGGAGGAGGAGGAAAGAGGGGUGGGAAUGUGGGGGACUACGAAAGAGGGUGGUUUGCAUCAGUGAGGAACUCGGGAAGUUAUGUGGAGGGAGGUACAGUGGACUACAGCGCGUCGGCGGCAGUUCGCUUGAGGGUCGUGCGAUGCUUCAGAUCUUCUCUCUCACUCUUUACGGCCAAGAAGUUGACCAGGUUCUUUUCACUGUCGAAAAGCGCGUUGCUUAAUAGUACCACUUUCUCCUCCUCUGCCUCUUCCUCCUCCCUCAGAUUCGGUGCAAGCAAGCAGAGACGAAAGUAGGUGAUUAGCACACCUACAGGUAGCCAGCUAGAGAGAGAGAGAGAGAGAGAGAGAGAGAGAGAGAGAGAGAGAGAGAGAGAGAGAGAGAGAGAGAGAGAGAGAGAGGAAAGGAUUUUGUUUUGAGCAGUUGGGUGGCUCCGGUGCUGUGUGUCUGUGCCGUCUUCCCAUGGGCCAUUAUUUCCUAAUCGCCUUUUUUUUUUUUUUUUCUCUAGUUGUCGUAUCUUCUUUACUGAAUCUAUUUGUUCGACGACUAGCGUCUUCCCCCGCG
This is a messenger RNA of Chara braunii, 2795 nucleotides long. The record is from the annotation of a GenBank genome assembly. Lineage: Eukaryota; Viridiplantae; Streptophyta; Charophyceae; Charales; Characeae.